AAGAAACGUCAAAUAAUGGACGCUCUCCCCCAGUUGUGGAAAAAACAAACAAAACAUUGUAAAGUGAACGAUAUUUAUUGUAAAUUUUAUUAGAUUUCUAAACAUUUUCUCACAUCAUGGCUGAUGUGCGGGAUAUUCUUGAGCUGGAGCGUCCGGUGACGCCGGAGUUAACGAAGGAAGCACUGCUCAACUCCAAGAAACGCACUGUCGAAAGGAAAAUUGUGGCCAAACGUCCUGAAGGUAUGCACCGGGAGGUGUUUGCUCUGCUGUACAAUGACAACAAAGAUGCACCACCGCUUCUGCCAACGGAUACCGUUUCCGGCUACAAGAAGACGAAGGCCCGAUUGGGCAUGAAAAAGGUGCGCCGCUGGGAGUGGGCACCGUUCGUUAAUCCGGCCCGUACUGAUGGGGCCGUCUUUCACCACUGGAAGCGCGUGACGGACGAGCCGAAGGAGUAUCCAUUCGCCCGGUUUAACAAGCAGCUGGACAUUCCCACCUACACGCUGAACGAUUACAAUGCACAUCUCAAGACAACGAAGUGGACCAAACAGCAGACGGACCAUCUGUUCGAUCUGGCCAAACGGUUCGACGUUCGGUUCAUCAUCAUGUGUGACCGUUGGGAGCGGGCAAACUAUGGCAUCAAAUCGGUGGAAGAUCUGAAGGAGCGCUACUACGAGGUGGUGGGCAUAUUGAACAAAGUACGCAACGCCAACGGGCAGGGCGGUGUCGAAAAGAAGGUGUACGUGUUCGAUGCGGAGCACGAGCGGCGCCGAAAGGAGCAGCUGAAGAAGCUGUUCGACCGCACAUCGAAGCAGGUGGAGGAGGAGCAACAGUUGCUGAACGAGCUGAAGAAGAUCGAAGCACGCAAGAAGGAGCGCGAGCGCAAGACGCAAGAUCUGCAGAAGCUCAUCUCGCAGGCCGACCAGCAACAGACGGAACACCAUCAGAAGGAGCAGCAGCAGCAUCAUAGCCAAACGCAGCCCCAAGGUACCCAGAACACAUCGCACAAAAAGCAGGACAAAAAGCUGAACAAGAAAAAGAUCCAACAGCAGCCACGCACGUCCAAGGUGGAUUCGGUGGUAAGCGCAGUGGAGAGCGCUGGCAUUAAGUUUACGGAUCUGCGUGGCACGGGUGUGUCGUUGAGAUCGCAAAAGAUGAAACUGCCCGCCAACGUUGGCCAGAAGAAAGCGAAGGCGCUCGAGCAGGCACUGCAGGAGUUCAAGGUGGACCCGAAUCCACCCCCGGUAGAAGAUAUUUGUGUGGCGUUCAAUGAGCUGCGAUCGGAUAUGGUGCUGCUGUGCGAAUUGCGGACCGCCCUGGCCACCUGUAACUUUGAGCUGGAGAGUCUAAAGCAUCAGUAUGAGGCGCUGUGCCCGGGUAAGACGCUAAAUAUUCCGGCCGCACUGGUCAAUCCACCGGCGGAUGAAUCGGCCGGUGGAAUGGAUGUUGAAGGAUCGAUGGUUUGAUGUGGAGGAAGUAAGAAUUAUACAUAACGAAUAAAGUUUUCUUUUUAAAACACAA
This is a messenger RNA of Anopheles gambiae (African malaria mosquito), 1521 nucleotides long. It is a transcript of the gene DMAP1, whose product is annotated as DNA methyltransferase 1-associated protein 1. The transcript has 2 exons. Gene Ontology annotation, molecular function: transcription corepressor activity. The coding region runs from base 117 to 1466 and encodes 449 amino acids. Gene Ontology annotation, cellular component: NuA4 histone acetyltransferase complex; nucleus; Swr1 complex. NCBI's taxonomy places the organism in Eukaryota, Metazoa, Arthropoda, Insecta, Diptera, Culicidae. Gene Ontology annotation, biological process: chromatin remodeling; negative regulation of transcription by RNA polymerase II; DNA repair. The record is from RefSeq and is a predicted model, not a curated record.